Molecule: messenger RNA, 12390 nt
Organism: Solea solea (common sole)
Lineage: Eukaryota; Metazoa; Chordata; Actinopteri; Pleuronectiformes; Soleidae
Product: desmoplakin-A-like
Exons: 24
Coding region: 187-11835 (3882 amino acids)
Biological process (GO): wound healing; intermediate filament cytoskeleton organization; skin development
Cellular component (GO): cytoskeleton; intercalated disc; intermediate filament
Molecular function (GO): structural molecule activity
Source: RefSeq, a predicted model, not a curated record
CACUUUGUUGCAGUCUGCACCAGAGAGGCCGGGGGCCCAGGACCAGGGAACAACAGGUGGAGAGAAAGGAAGACAGACAGAAAGAGGGAGAGAAGAGGGGAGAGAGGCAGCUCCUCUACUCUCUGCAGAACCCGGCUACUGCUCCUGCUGCUCCUGCUGCUCCUGCUGCUGCCUUUUCCAGUCACCAUGAGUUAUUACGGGUCACAGCAGGGGCUGAACGUGAGCCGCAGGGCCGGCUCUAAAAGCGACUUGACCACCGGGGGGACCUACCCUUACUCCCGGAGCGAGAUCCUGCAAGGAGGCGGUAAUGGAUACGACCAGUACAUGGACGGAUUCAAGUCCGUCUCCUAUUCAAGGUCAAGUAAAGGAGGAAUGGUCAGCACCAUGCCAGGCGGGAUGUCGGGCGGAAUGGUCACCGGAAUGUCGGGGGGAAUGGUCGGGAUGCCAGGUGGGAUGGUCAGCACCAUGCCAGGCGGAAUGUCAGGCGGAAUGGUCUCCGGAAUGUCAGGUGGAAUGGUCUCCGGAAUGUCAGGUGGAAUGGUCAGCGGGAUGUCAGGCGGAAUGGUCAGCGGGAUGUCAGGUGGAAUGGUCAGCGGGAUGUCAGGUGGAAUGAGUGGUGGCUCCAACCUCAGCAUCAUCCACCAGAGGGCCAUGAACCUGCAGGCCCAGUGCCAGGAGUACCUGAAAAAAGCUGAAUACGCCCUUCAGUCUGGCGGCGCCUCAGGUGAGGCAGAGCGCUACAUGGUCAUGGCCAAAGAAACCAUCGAGCAGCUGAAGAGCUGCGCACUCGACCUGAGACAUAUGGGACAGCCCAACGACAAAGUGGUCAGGACUGUGGAGCUGUGUAAAGACCAGCUAAAGGGCGUCCACAUGGCAAUCACAGGCUCCAUGAGGAGGAGGAGCACCAGAGGAAGCUCCGGCGGCGGCUGGGAGGAGCCUGGAAGGAGCUUCCAUGAUGCUCUGGGCUGGAUUGCGCAGCAAAAGCGUCUGAUCGAGACGGCUUUGUGGGGAGACGACCCCGCCGCCAUCCAGCAGCAGCUCAACAGCCACCAGAACUUCCACAGUUCCAUCCAGAGGAGCACGGAGGUGGACCGAGCCAGGGACGACCUGGUGAAGAAAGGAGACAAAGGAAACCUUCACGCUCUGGAGCAGGAGUGGGACAGUCUCCAGCAAAUGUCGUUCGGUCGGACGGAGCAGCUGCAGGAGCUGCUGCAGGUCCUGCAGGACAUCUCCAAAGAGAUCAUGUGGGUGAACGACAGGGAGGAGGAGGAGCUGGUGUUCGACUGGGGAGACAAGAACAUCGAGCAGUACAUCCCCAGGAAGCAGGAGAGCUACUCGAAACUGAUGAGCUCCCUGGAAGCCAAAGAGAAGGACCUGAACAAACUGAAAUCCAGAGUGGACACGCUCCUGAAGAACAAUCACCCCGCCUCAGAGAAGAUCGAGGCUUACCAAGACACCUUACAGACUCAGUGGAGUUGGCUUCUUCAGAUCACCAAAUGUAUCGACACUCAUCUGAAGGAGAAUGCAGCUUACAGCCAGUUCUUCAGAGAGGCCAACGAGACGUACAGCUCUCUGCAGAAGGAGCACGAGAAUGUUCGUAAGAAGUUCACUUGUGAUAAGAACACGUCUCUGGAGAACCUCCUGGACCUCCUCAAGGAACUGGAGAGGGAGAGGGAGAGGAUCAUGGACAACAAGAGACAGGUUCAACACGUGGUCAACAAGUCAAAGAGCAUCGUGAGACUGAAACCCAGGAACCCUGAGGAGAAGAGCAGCAGCCACCUCAUCGUCAAGGCUCUGUGUGACUUCAAACAAGACCAGAAAUUGAUCCAUAAGGGCGACGAGGCCAUUCUGAAGGACAACAGUCAGCGCAGCAAGUGGCACGUGACUGGCCCCGGAGGACUGGACAUGUUGGUGCCGUCCGUGUGUCUGAUCAUACCUCCACCCAAUCCUCUCUGUGUCAGCCUGGCUAACAAGAACGAUCAGUACUACGAGGCCAUCCUGUCCAUCUGGAAUCAGCUGUACAUCAACGUCAAGAGUCUCAUCGCCUGGCAGUUCUGUCUCAUGGAUAUCAGUCGCAUCAAGUCCCUCACCAUGUCCAUGCUGAUCAAGAUGCGUCCUGAAGAGUAUCACCAAAUUAUCAAGAGCCUGGAGUCUCACUACGAGGAGUUCAAACGGACGUCCCACGGCUCGCAGAUGUUUGCCGACGACGACAAGAGGGGCAUCGAGAACCAGUUCUCUGAGGCUCAGACCCACUACAACCAGCUGGUGGUGCAGCUGCCGACGUACAUCGUACAAUAUCAGCAAGAAGAAGCAAGACAAGCGGCCGACCAGCAAAAUCAGCUGAUCAUAAUACAGCAGCAGCAGCAGCAAGAUGCCGCCGACGCGGAGGCCAGGAGGCUGGAGGAAGAAAGAUACAGGUCGGAGCGGAAGAGGUUGGCGGAGAAGAAAGUGACCACAAAGAAAGAGCACGUGAUCAAGAAGGAGGUGGCGAACGUGAACAAGACGGAGCCGGCGAAGAGGAAAGUGCUGUCGCCAAGUCCCUCAUCGAGCCGCAGCUUAUCAGAGCUGCACACCCUGAGACUGAGGCUGGAGGACGCCGAGGGUUCGCUGAGUCAGCAUGUCCACAUCUGUCUGGGAGAGGAAGGCAUGCACGACUGCGGCCUCAGAAUCACACAGUUAGAGAUGACGCAGAGCGACAUUGACGCAAUUCGCCAGGAGUUCCUACAUCUGAGGGAGCAAAUCCUGAGGGAACUGGAGGGCAUGAGUGAUCCAGAUAAAGCCCAGUUCCUCCGCAGCGAGCUCAGCAUCAUCGACCAAAGACUGGGCGGCCUGGAGGGCAGCUCUUCUGCUUACCUGCAGAGGCUGCGGGCCCUCAGGGACAUGCUGGAGAGCGUGGCACGAGCCGAGGACAUCGUGAAAGUCCACGAAGCGAGACUGACGGAGAAAGAGACCGCGUCUCUGUCCCCGAGAGAGGUGGAGGAUUAUAUUCUGGCCCUGAAGAACGUUAAAGCAGAGUUGGAUCAGAAGAAGGAUCUUCUGGCCUCCAUGGAGGCGGAGCUUUCCAACGUCAGCCACUGGAAUGGCCAGGUGGGCGGAGCCUUCAACAGGUGUGACAUGGUGAUGUCAAAGUACAGAGACCAGGUGGGACUGCUCUCAGAUCGCUGGAGACGGAUCCAGGGACAGAUGGACACCAGACUCCAGGAUCUGCAGCUGUAUCUGCCUCAGCUUCAACAUUACAAAAAGAGCAGCUCGUCCCUCAGUGAAUGGAUCGAUGCCACGCGCAAAAAGCAGGACGUCCUGCAGUCCACUAAGAUAGACAGCGUCCACACACUGAAACAGCACAUCACCAACCAGAAGGAACUGAACUCAGAAAUUAAAGCGAGGAGGGAGGUGUUGGAGAGCGUGCUGAAGGACAACGAGGCCUGUGUGAACUCCGUCAAGGAUUAUGAAAUGUACCUGGCCUCUUACACAUCUGGUUUAGAGACUUUGCUCAACAUCCCCAUCAAGAGGACGAUGUUGAGAUCCCCAACAAUGGAUCUCAGUCAGGAGGCGACACAACUCCAGACCCGCUACAUGGAGCUGCUGACCCAGUCCGGUGACUAUUAUCGCUUCCUGGGAGAUUUGCUCAAAAACAUGGAGGAGCUAAAGAUGCGUAACACCAGGAUUGACUUGUUGGAGGAGGAGCUUCGUCUUCUGAGGGAAGACAUCCAAGACCGCAAUAGCAAGAACAAAUCACUGGAAGAUGCCGUUGCCCGGUACCAGCUGGAGCUGUCCCAGUCCCAGAACCAGCUGCUGUCCAUGGAGGAGGUGAAACGGCACACGGCUCUGCAGACCAGCGCCACCAAGGAAAGCCUUGAUUCCACUCACAACCAGCUGGCAGACCUCAACGAUCAGGUGGCACGACUCAACUACCUGCUUGAGGAGGAAAAGAUGAAGAGGAGGCUGGCAGAGGAGCGCUACUCCCAGCAGAAGGAGGAGUUUGAAUCAGUGCUGAGGAAGAGGCAGAAGGAGUUAGAAACAGUCAGCUGGUCCAAGGUGGAGAUGGAGAAGAGUGUGGUCGGUAAGGAUAACGAGAUUGAGCAGUUGCGGCGGCAGCUGGCCGACGAAGCAGCGAGAAAUAAGGAGCUGCAGAGAGAGAUGUCAAAGGUAAGGAGCCAAUGCAGCAAUGAGAUCAGUAACCUAAAGCUGAGCUACGAAUCCCAGAUCCAUGUGAGUCGCACAGACGUUCAGAAACUUGCAACUCAGAGGGAGGAGGAUACAGCUGAGCUCCAGCUGCAGUGUGAAAGGGUGGAGGCCGAGAGGAGGGAUUUGGAGGAGGAGCUCAGGAGGCUCAGGAUGUCUCUCAGCCAAGCUGAGGAGCAGAAACUUAGGGCAGAGGAGGAAACUCACAGUCAGCGUAUUGUCAUCACGGAGGAAGGGCGUAGGAGGAGAGAGCUGGAAAGUCAGGUGGAGGAGCUGAUGAGGCAGAGUGACCAGGACAGCAACCAGUACAAAGAAGAGCUGGCUGAGGUCAUGAACGCCCUGCAGGAGAAGAGCGAGCAGCUGGCCUAUGUCACACAUAGUCUAGAGGAGGAGACGCGCAGGAGAAAAACCAUAGAGGAAGGGCAAGUUGUACUUGAACAGAGUCUGACUCAGUUACAGGUCAAGUUAACGAAUUCAUCAAUAACUGCAACGCAGGUGAAGGAGUUUGAGGUGGAGCUUGAGACGACACGUUUAGAGCUGGAGAGGGAACGGAAGGAGAGAAGCAGAGUAGAACAAAACGUGAGCAGGUUACAGGGACGUAUCAAGGACCUUCAGACCGUGAGAGAUGAGCUGGAGAGCCAGGUGGAGAAUCUGAGGAUGACCAUCCAGGAGGAAGUGGCUAGAAGAAGUCACGCAGAAGCAGAGCUGGAAAAAACGACCAUGACAAUGACAGAGUACACAAGCACUAUCUGUGCACUCCGCCAGAGUCAAGAGCAGGCCAGCACGUCAGGAAAGAGAGGUGAAGAAGAGCGACGCAUGUUGCAGGAGGAGCUGGAGAGAAGCCUGAAGCAAAGCAAUACCUACGCAGAGCACGCGACACAGCUGAGUGCUGAGCUGAAGGCUCUGCAGCAACAACUACUGCAGGAGCAGACCAGAGUCACAGAGGCAAACCUCAGGAAUGAAGGACUUUACAAAACUAUUGAAGAGAAGAUUGAAGCCCUGAAUGUGAACUCUGCUGAGUUUCGAAGGCUUAAGGAGGAGACAGAAAUACAGACCAAACAUAGGCUGAGGCUGGAGGAGGAGCUCAGGACAGCACGACAUGAACAUGAGAAACUCAUGAGAUCUAAACAGGGAAGUGAUGACGAGCUGUCCUCCCAGAUCACUGCCUUGGACCUGCAGCUUCAGGCCAGUGAGCGCAGCAACAAAGAGUACCGUAACUUGAUCUCCGAGCUCUCCUCGGAGAGGGAGAAACUCAAGCUGGAGACAGAGAGGUUUCAAAAGCAGGCCACUGAGAUGACAGCCAUGGUGCAGUCCACUCAGUCACAGUACAGUGAGAUUGUUAAGGAGAGGGAUGCUCUGUUGCUGAAAUUUCAGUAUUCUGAAAAGGACAAAGAUAGCUCCCAAAUGCUGGAGGAGGAACUCACUCGUAUUAAACUGUCCCUAGAUUCUGAGAUCCGCAAUAAACAACAUCUACAGGAGGAGAACGAAAAGGUGAAGAGAGAUUUAAGUUACUGGAAGGACCAGUAUGAAAGCAAACAGAGCCUGAUGAGACAACACGACACAGACAAGGAGCGUAUGGAGAGAGAAAAUUACUCUUUAAAAAAUGAAAUUGACAGGCUGAUGAGGGAACUCAGGGAACUUGAGGAGACCAAUAAAAGCAGGGUGGCAGCCAUUCAGAAAGAACUGCAAGAAGUGACCACUGUCAGAAAAACCAUGGAGAAUGAGCUUAAAAGUGUUAGAGAGCCACCAACUUUGGAUGCAUCGACUGUGACUUUUGAUGGAGUCCGCAAACCAGUCACAGCAAAGCAGCUGCUUGACUGUGGUGUAUUAGACAAACCAAUAUUUAACCAGCUUGUGAAAGGGCAUAAGACUGUCCCUGAGGUGUCUGAGGACAAAAAAGUCAGUCUUAAAGGGACAGGCCCAAUUGCUGGUGUGGUCGUUGAAGGUCCAAAAGGUCCAGGUUCCAUUAGUGGACCGUGCUUCAAAAUGACUUUCACUGAAGCGAAGGCACAAAAUCUCCUGCCGCCAGACAGUGUUGGCCUGCUCCUGGAUGCUCAGGCUGCUACCGGCCACAUCAUUGAUCCGAGGUCUAAUCAAAAGUUGACUGUUGAAGAGGCGUGUAAUCAGGGUGUAGUUGAUGAAGAGGACAGGGAGAGGUUGUCAGCAGCAGAAGCUGCAGCUGUAGGGUAUAGAGGUCCUGGCACAGGCAAACCCCUCUCAGUAUUUCAGGCCAUGAAGAAAGGACUGAUUGACAAGAACACAACAUUGCGUUUGCUACAAGCCCAGGAGUCUGUGGGAGGCAUUCUAGAUCCCAUAGUCAGUGUGUUCCUUCCAAAAGACAUGGCCAUGGAGCGUGAUCUAUUUGAUGAUGACAUAGAUCGUGCUUUGAAUAAAAAACCUAAGCUCUACCUGGACCCAGAGAGUGAGGAGGGUGUAACUUAUAUGUCAAUGAAGAGGAAAUGUAAGGUAGAGCUAAACACAGGUCUUCUGCUUCUUCCCGUUUCUGCCGCAACAGACCCCUCCAAACUUGUCUUUGAUGGUGUCCGAAAAACCGUCACAGCCAAACAGCUGCAUGAUUGUGGUGUCUUGGACAAGCCAACAUUUAAAGAUCUCCAAAAUGGCAAGAAAGCUGUAGAAGAGGUGUCAGUAGACAAAAGUGUCAUUCUAAAGGGGACUGGACCCAUUGCUGGGAUUGUAGUGGGGAGUUACGGCAAAAUGUCAUUAACAGAAGCUAAGAAACAAAUGUUUCUUCCUGUUGAUUGUGCAGAUUUGCUUCUAGAAGCACAGGCUGCCACAGGCCACAUCAUAGACCCCAUAAACAAUCAGAAGCUGACAGUUGAUGAGGCAUGCACCAGAGGGGUGGUUGAUAUUAGAGAUCGAGACAAAUUAUUGGCAGCAGAGGCUGCUGCUGUAGGAUACAAGGAGUCUACCAAACCCAAGCCUCUGUCUGUGUUUGAGGCCAUUAAGAAGGGGCUAAUUGAUAAGAAAACUGGACUACGCCACCUGCAGGCCCAGGAGUCAGUUGGAGGAAUUUUAGAUCCCAAUCUUAGCGUUUUCCUACCAAAAGACACUGCAAUUAAGCGCAACCUUUUAGAUGAAAACCUCCAAUAUGCGCUAAACAGGAAUUCUACUUGUUUUCUUGACCCAGAAACUGAGCAAGAGGUCAGCUAUGGGUCAUUGAAAAAAAUAUGCAAGACAGAACCACACACAGGUUUACUACUUUUGCCAGUCACUGAGAAGCUCGACCCUUCCCAACUCAUAUUUGAUGGUGUACGCAAGUCAGUAACAGCACAACAGUUGCUUGAUUGUGGAGUCCUGGACAAACGAACAUUCAACCAGCUAAUAAAGGGUGAGAAAACAGUCCCAGAGGUGUCUUUGGAUAAGAAGAUCUUUCUAAAAGGGACAGGAUCGAUUGCUGGUGUGGCAGCUGGUCCUCUAGGGAAGAUGUUGUUAUCAGAGGCAAAGAAACAGAUGCUCAUGCCCACAGAUAGUGCAGAUUUGCUCCUGGAUGCUCAGGCGGCCACAGGCCACAUAAUAGACACCACAACCAAUCAGAAGUUGACAGUAGAGGAAGCAUGUGCCAUAGGAGUGGUCGACAAUAGGGAUCGAGAUAGACUCUUGGUAGCUGAGGCUGCUGCUGUAGGGUACCGUGAUCCAACCACAGGUAAGCCUCUUUCUGUGUCUGAGGCGAUCAAGAAGGGAUUAAUUGACAAGAAGACUGGGCUUCGCCUGCUGCAGGCCCAAGAGUCUGCAGGGGGCAUUCUAGAUCCCAACCUCAGUGUAUUCCUCCCUAGAGAAACUGCUAUAAAGCGCAAACUUUUGGAUACAGACCUAUGUUAUGGACUAGACCAUAGUGCUAAGUAUUAUGUUGACCCAGACACUGAGUGUGAUGUUAGCUAUGGGGCGUUAAAGAAAAAAUCCAAAACAGAGUCACACACAGGCUUGAUUCUUCUGCCAAUCAUAGAGAGGAAGGACCCCUCUAAACUAAUGUUUGAAGGAGUCCGAAAGCCAGUCUCAGCAAAGCAGUUGUUCGAUUGCGGAGUCCUUGACAAGCCAACAUUUAACCAGCUAAUGAAAGGGGAGAAAACUGUUCAAAUGGUUUCGCGUGAAAAGAUGGUCUACUUGAAGGGCACUGGAGCAAUUUCUGGGGUGGUAGCUGGGAAUCAAGGUAAAAUGUCAUUGGUAGAAGCAAAGAAACAAAACCUUAUGCCUGACGAUAGUGCAUAUCUGUUGUUGGAAGCCCAGGCUGCUACAGGCUACAUCAUUGACCCAAAGACUAACCAGAAGCUGACAGUAGAGGAGGCUUGUGCUAAGGGAGUAGUGGACAUCAGAGACAGACAGAGGUUAUUGGUAGCAGAGGCUGCAGCUGUGGGAUACGAUCAUCCUAGCUCAGACAGGCCUCUCUCAGUAUAUGAGGCCAUGAAGAAGGGAAUAAUCGACAGGAAAACUGCACUACGCUACCUGCAGGCCCAGGAGUCGGUGGGUGGAAUUUUAGAUCCCAUCCUAAGUGUCUUCCUUCCAAAAGAAAUUGCUAUGAAACGCAAUCUUUUAGAUGAAACGCUCUGUCAUGCUUUAAAACUGAACCCUGCUUGUUACCUUGACCCAGAACCUGAGCAUGAUGUCAGUUAUGGAGUUUUGAAGGGAAGAUGCUUCAAAGAGUCUAACACUGGCUUACAAUUUCUGCAAAUCUCUGAACAUUUGGACGCCUCCAAGUUAGUCUUUGAUGGUGUCCGUAAGACAGUCACAGCAGAGCAGUUGCUUGAAAGUGGGGUCUUAGAUAAGUCAACAUUCCACCAACUAAUAAAAGGGGAAAAAUCUGUCCAAGAGGUGUCUGUUGAUAAAAAGCUAUUUUUGAAGGGGACUGGGUCAAUUGCUGGUGUUGCAAGUGGACCUUCAAACAAAAUGUCCUUGUCAGAGGCAAAGAAACAAAAAAUCAUGAGUUCUAAUUGUGCUGACAUGCUACUUGAUGCCCAGGCAGCUACUGGCCACAUCAUUGACCCAAAAACAAAUCAGAAACUAACAGUAAAAGAAGCAUGUGCCAAGGGACUUGUGGCGAAAGAGGAUGAAUCUAGGUUGUUUGCAUUUGAAGCUGCAGCAAUAGGUUACAGAGGCCCAAAUACAUCCAAGGCUUUGUCAGCAGGCCAGGCCCUGAGGAUUGGAUUAAUUGACAAGGACACAACACUACGUAUACUUCAGGCUCAAGAAUCUGUAGGGGGGAUUUUGGAUCCCGCUCUUAGUGUGUUUAUACCCAAAGACAUUGCUUUGGGUCAGGGUCUCAUAGAUGAGGCCCUAUACCAUGCCUUAAAUCAGUGUCCUAAAUGCUAUUUGGACCCAGCCACCCAACAAGCAACUACCUAUGUAUCUCUGAAGAAACAAUGCAAAGUUGAUCCAACUACAGGUCUCUUGUUUCUUCCUGAACCUAAAAAGCCCUUAACUGUACAGGGGCUCAGAGGCCAGGUGUCAGUCAAAGAUCUGGUAGAUGCAAAUCUGCUGGAAGUGUCUGUAAUGGACCAACUAAGUGAGGGCAGAUUGACAAGCCAGGAAAUCGAAAACCGCCUGCGCUCUUACCUGAGAGGAUCUACCUGCAUAGCAGGAGUUUAUGAUGAGGCCAGCGAUAAAGUGAUGCCUAUCUAUCAAGCCAUGAAAGAUGAACUGUUGCGACCUGGGACCACUCUAGAACUGCUUGAGGCCCAAGCUGCCUCUGGCUUUAUAGUCGAUCCUGUCAACAACCUGUUUUUGACUGUUAGUGAUGCCUAUAAUAAAAGACUCGUUGGGCCAGAAUUUAAAACUAGUUUGUUAGCUGCAGAGAGGGCUGUGACUGGUUACAAACUGCCCGGAACAGACAAGAUUAUCUCCCUGUUUGGGGCUAUAGAGAGAGGUCUAGUGGAAAAGGGCCAUGGCAUCCGUUUACUUGAGGCUCAGAUUGCCAGUGGCGGUAUCAUUGACCCUGAACAUAGCCAUCGUAUCGAUGUGAAUGUUGCCUACAAGAGAGGUUACUUUGAUGAAAACAUGAACAAGAUCCUUACAGAUGAGAGUGAUGAUUCCAAAGGUUUCUUUGACCCGAACACAGAGGAAAACUUAACUUAUCUGGAGCUGAAGAAACGCUGUAUCACAGAUAAGAACACUGGCCUGAUCCUUUUGCCUAUUAUAGACCAGAAAAAGUUAGAGUCAACUCAGAAAAACACUCGGAGAAAGAGGAGGGUGGUAAUCGUGGACCCAGAAACAAAUAAAGAGAUGACAAUACGUGAAGCAUAUAACAAGGGGUAUAUUGACCAUGAUACCUUCCUGGAACUAUCCGAGCAGGAGUGUGAAUGGGAGGAGAUCACCAUCACUGCUCCAGAUGGUUCGAAACGGUUUCUUAUCAUUGACAAGAAGGCUGGAAUACAGUAUGACAUUGAUGAUCUCCUUGAAAAGGGAGUAAUUAGUAAGUCAGAUAUUGAUAAGUACCGCUCCAAUAACAUCACCCUCACUCAAUUAGCAGAUAUCAUCACUGACCAAACCAGACAUGGCUGUUCAUUAGCAUCAAGGGCAUCAGCAGCUUCAGUUACAUCUUCAGUGAUGUCAUCAUUAACUUCAAGAAAAUCAGAAUCAUCAGGUCCAUCUUCAGUGAUGUCAUCAUCACCCUUUAGAACAUCAGAAUCCUCAGGUCCAUCUUCAGUGAUGUCAUCAUCAACCUUAAGAACAUCAGAAUCCUCAGGUCAGUCAUCAGGAAUAUCAUCAUCAUCAGUUGUGCAACGACCUUUGUCCCCUACUCUUGCCAAAAUGACCACAACAAGAACCACCACUAUCACAGAGCGGAGUGCGACAGUCAGCAGUGCUACCCAAGACUUUCCUGACUCCCUUAAGCAAACAUCCAGUGUGUCUUUCACUCUUGCGUCUCCUGUUGAGGCAGUGGGGGAACAGGAACCUGUGGGUGCCAUCUUUGACACAGAAAAUGUUGAGAAGAUCUCCAUCAUGGAAGCUCUAAAUCGUGGUCUGGUGGAUUCAAUCACAGCCCAGAGACUGUUGGAAGCCCAAGCAUGCACUGGAGGUAUUGUCAAUCCUUCAAAUGGUCAAAGGGUGGGCAUCCAAGAAGCUUCUCGUCUUGGCAUAAUAAGUGAUGACAUGGCCUCUAACCUUAAGCCUGCACAGAAAGCCUACUUUGGCUUUGAGGAUGUAAAAACAAGGAGGAAAAUGUCUGUUGCCGAAGCCUUGAAGGAGAUGUGGCUGCCAUAUGAGGCAGGACAGAGGUUCAUGGAGUUUCAGUUUGUGACAGGGGGGCUGUAUGACCCAGAAGCUGACUGUAGAAGAUCUAUUGAAGAUGCUUUGAAAAUGGGCUGGCUGGAUAUGAGAUCACUCCAGAAGCUCCAAGACAUCAGACACCACUCAAAGAUCCUUACCUGCCCCAAGAGCAAACUCAAGAUCUCCUACAAGGAGGCUCUGGAUAAUUGCAUGGUGGAGGAAAGCAGCGGGGUGAAGAUGCUCCAGGCAUCGUCUGUGUCUUCAAGAGGGAUUAGCAGUCCAUACAAUGUCUCCUCUGCCCCAGGAUCCACCUCAGGCUCGAGAAGCGGUUCAAGGCGAACCUCCCGCAGAAGCAGCAUGGACCUGGGCUCCUCCUCCUCGCUAUCUGCUCACUAUAGUCAUACUAGCUUCGCCAGCUAUACCAGCAAAUAAAGUUCUGCAGGAUGCAUGCAUGAAUUUCAAUUUAUUUGAAAAUGAUUGAGUUAAUGAAAGAAAAGUGUGUGAUGUGUUAAGAAGAAGAAUACAAAUUUUACAUUUUUAGGUUUUAGUUUUGGUAUUGCUGUGCCUUUAAAGUGCUAAUUCAAAUGAUGCUACCAAUGUAUUUUGUGAAAAGGGACAAAGUAUUACUGCAAAUUAGUGACAAUGGAAAAUUGAGUGUAUGUUAUUUGAAUUAAAAUGGGCUUUAAACUAAAGGCCAAAUGCUUACAUACACAUAUUUCAUAUAUAUUUUUAGAAUCUUUAUUCAAUGUAACUGCUUUUUUUUCAAGGCCUUGUAUUGGUAACAUACGGUUAGGGAGGCAUGUUUACAUUUAUUUGCUAAAAAAAAGCCUGUUUUUUGUGAGGGUAAUGCAUGGUUGGGUUGCAUAUAUGAGCUACUAUACUUAACUUACUCUACUUUGAAUGUCAAUCAUUGGUUUCUUGCAUUUUAGUAAUUCCAGUUUUGUAACAUUUCGCAUUUCGCAAUAAAAACUAACCCCUGAGUUUCAA